GCCGCUGUUCAUCUCAGAGAUAGCUCAGAAUUCCACAAAAACAAAUCUGUGUCCUUCCUACUCCCUAGCGAUUCAGUUGCCUGAGUCGCCGAAAUACCUAAGUCAUCAUGCCUUUAGCUCCGGAGGGCCAUUCCUCUGAUCAGAUCACACAAUGCGAGGACGCAAUUUGUCGUUCCCCACCAGAGAAGCCUACCUAUCCUGUUAACUCGACUGUGGGCUAUCUGUCCGGACCGAGGCUAUUGGCGAUUCUCACAGGCGUCACGUUGGCAGCGUUUAUCAUGCUUCUUGACAUGACAAUCAUCGUGACGGCGAUCCCACGCAUCACCGACGACUUCAAUUCGCUCCCAGAUCUGGGAUGGUACGGCAGUGCAUACACAGUUUCCAGUGCUGCACUGCAGCCCAUGACCGGGAAGCUGUACUCCCACCUCGGAAUUAAGUGGACUUUUCUUGCCUUCAUUGCCGUGUUCGAGGUCGGCUCGCUGGUGUGUGGGCUUGCAAGCUCGUCGCCAGUGUUCAUAGUCGGACGUGCCAUUGCAGGCUUAGGGUCAUCGGGGAUAAUGAAUGGCGCCUUGACCAUCGUCGCGGCAUCAGUUCCUCUAACCAGGAGGCCAGCCGUGACCGGCAUAGUUUUGGGGAUUGCAUACAUGGGCAGCGUGGCUGGACCGCUCAUAGGUGGCGCCCUAACAGAAUACUCUACCUGGCGCUGGUGUUUCUACAUUAAUUUGCCCAUAGGUGGCGUGACCUGCGCGGCGCUGCUCUUCACCGCAAUACCUGACCAUGGCCAAAAGGUCUCUCACGCGGGACACCUCUUGUCGCACUUGGAUCUACCUGGUUUUUUUCUUUUCGCCCCUGCGGUCGCUAUGAUACUCCUCGGACUCCAGUACGGUGGAAAUCGAUAUGCCUGGAGCAGUCCCAGGGUGAUCGGCCUUUUAUGUGGUGGUCUGGCCACUGGGAUUGUGUUCGCGGCGUGGGAAGGUUGGAGAAAGGAGAAGGCAAUGAUGCCUCUCUCGCUUCUCUCCAAGCGCGCUGUCUGGAGCAGUGUUCUCGUGGGCGGCUUUAUGACGUCCACCUUGCUUGUUCACUCCUACUACUUGCCAAUAUAUUUCCAAGCAGUCAAGGGCGCGUCACCCACUAUGAGUGGCGUAUAUCUACUACCAAGCAUACUCAGCCAGCUGCUUAGUUCUGCCUUUUUUGGAGCCAUCGUGGGAAAGCUCGGAUACUGCAUUCCAGCUGUUCUACUAAGCGGAGUCAUGGUUGCCAUUGGCGGAGGACUUUUGUCUCUAUUGACUGUCUCAACGCCAACAGCCAAAUGGAUUGGGUACCAAGUUCUUCUUGGGUUUGGUCGAGGCGUGGGUAUACAGAUGCCCUUCAUCGCCGUGCAAGCGGUCCUCGGGUCUCAUCUUGUCCCCGAGAGUAUGUCUUUGAUCGUCUUUGCGCAGACAUUUGGAGGCUCAAUCUUUUUAACUGUGGCGAACGUCAUUUUCAACAACCAGCUUAGGACGCUGUUGGAGCAAAAUGUGCCAGGCGUGCCAGCCGAUCGAGUUAUCGGAGCCGGAGCCACAGCAUUUCGGUCUGUUGUGCCCGAGCAAGACCUUGAAAGUGUGCUGCGUGUUUACUCCCGCGCCUUGAGCGCAGUUUUCUAUUUAUCUGCGGCCCUCGCAUGCGUGUAUUUGGGGCUGUCAUGGGGCAUGGGGUGGACGGAUAUCAGGAAAAAAGGCGUGGCCGAGGAGCAAGCCGACAUGGACAAAGGGAGUUAGUGCAACGGAAGGAAAGUCUUGUGGAGGGUACAAGAAAGUUCAAGACGAGACGUGCAGAUACAAAGUUACCUAGCGACAUGUACAUUCGAUCUGCUCCCAGGUGCCAGUUAC
Messenger RNA from Diaporthe batatas, 1868 nucleotides. RefSeq lists its product as uncharacterized. The coding region runs from base 108 to 1757 and encodes 549 amino acids. The record is from RefSeq and is a predicted model, not a curated record. Gene Ontology annotation, molecular function: transmembrane transporter activity. Gene Ontology annotation, biological process: transmembrane transport. Lineage: Eukaryota; Fungi; Ascomycota; Sordariomycetes; Diaporthales; Diaporthaceae. The transcript is spliced from 7 exons.